AUGAUAGUCUCAUCACCAUCAACCUCCACUGCCAGUGACUCAAAUAUAGAGAACCCACUCCAUGUGGUGCCAUCUACUCUCUCUCAAACAUUCACAGCUGAAAACUCAUCUCUUACUGAAAGAUCACUAGCUUCAAGUGAGAAAGCGACUGGUCAGAAAACAAUACUCCUCAAGAAGCCAUUAUUGCCAAGGAAUCUUGUAAUUCAGGAGUUGGAUCAUCUGGGAGAGCCACUGACCUUGCUAGAGGAGACUGGUGAUGAUGAUGAUUUUGCUGAGAAUCCAAGCAUUAUUGAGAAGAAGACUACAUUGGUUAAGGAGUCAGACAUCAACACGGAGAUAAGUUCUGUAGAGAAGUACACAAAUUCGGAGAAGCCACCCUGCCAAAAUGAGGACUUAACCUUGCAGGACUUAAAUGCUAAAGAGGAUUUGGUAUCUACAAAGCCGAAGAACAUUGAGAACUCGAAAGCUGAGAUGGAAAAUCCUACCAAGGAGUCACUUGUUUUACAGAAGAAAUGUACCAUUCAGAAGAAUGUGUCCGGCUCGGAUGAACCACUGCCACUAGCAGUUAAAUCCUUUUCUGAAGAGCAGCUGCUCAUUAAAUCACUGACAUUUCAAAACAAGCCUACGACUGAGACUGAGAAGGUGUCCCCUUUCCAGACAUCAGCUGCAUUGCAAGAGAAACAUGCCACUGUCUUCCAGGCAUCGGCUGCAUUGCAAGAGAAGGUAACCAUCUUGAAGAAGCCAGAUAUAUUUCAGGAGGAUAUUGAAAGAGAAAGUCAAUUUGUUAGGGAAUCGCUUUCCUUUAGAAAGCAAUAUAACAUAAAUGCAUUCUCCACCAAGGAAAAAUCUUUAACAAAUGAAGGCUAUAUCACUGAAACGAUGAUGAUCACCCAACAAAAAGUCUUGGACUUGAGAGAUGUGAGUAACAAAGAUAAAAAUUUUCACCCUGUGAGGCCAGAAUCACCAAAGAAGUCUUCAACCAAAGAAGCAACUGUUACCAAGGCAUCACUAUCUUUAAAGGAACAGCAAAGUACUCAGGAGAUUUUAUACUUAGAGAAGAAGACCUCUGAAGAGAAGUCACUCUGUAAGAAGGUGUUAAACGAUGAGGAAAAGCCAUCAGCCGAAGAGGUGUUCCUCCCCAAGGAUCCAGGUGCUGUAGAAGAAAACACCACUCUGCAUGCAGCGUCUCUGCCCAAGAAUCUGCUGACCUUGCAGGAGAAGACCAAUAGUGAAAAGGAGUCAAGUAUUAAGAAAGCAUCCACCUUGCAGAAGAAGCUUAUGACUAAGGAGGAAUUUUCAUUGCUUGUUAAACCCUCCAACAAAGAUAAAUAUGUCUCCAGGAAGACUUUGCCUGUUCAGAAGAAUGACAUCAAAAAGAGCUCUUAUCAGAAGUUCUUAACUGUUUCAGAGAAAAGCACCACUAGAGAGGAUGGGUACUAUCCCAGGAAUCAAUUGUUUUCAAGGAAGACCCCCAUUCCUGAGGUGGCAAAAAGCAAAGAGAAGCAAUUAUCUUUUAAAAAUAAUCCCAUUGCUCAGUGGAAGGUGGCUCCUUUGAAGAACCACAUGGCCCUACAAUACCACUUCACCAAUGAAGAAGGUGCAAUUAUGAAUCAGAAACUGGCUUUAAGGGAAAAACCCAUCACUGAGAAUGAGACCAUUCUGCAGAAGGAGCCUGUGGUCUUGCAUGAAAAACACCCAGUUGAAGAGGAGGCUAUUUCAAAGGAGCCUUUGACUGCACGGGAGAAUCUUAGCCAUGAGGUGACCCUUUGCAAGCAGUCAGUAAUCUUUAAGGAGAGGCCUACUGUCAAUAAGGUAGUCCGUUUCAAGGAAGCAUUCGUUUUGAAUGAAAAGCCCACUACUAGUAAAAUGGUGUAUAUGAACCAGUCAUUGACCUAUGAAGAGAAUCCCAUCCACAUGAAAGAUAACACUAUCAGCGAUUUAUUAUCCCAGACACAGAAUAGCCCAAAUAAGGUUAGCAGGCCCUCUGAAUGUGGAACAAAGAAGCUCAGAGUUGUUGGCAUUUCAAAUAUGAAGAAGUUCAGUUUUGCCAACAAGUUCUGCACCUAUAACAGUAACAAUGAUCCAGUUUUCAAUACAGUAUAUGCCAAGGAUAUCUUCAGAUAUAUGAAAGAGAGAGAGGAAAAAUUCAAAGUUAAUCAAUACAUGCCUGGACAGGCUGAUAUCAGCAGUGACAUGAGGGCUACUCUUGUGGACUGGUUGGUGGAACUGCAGGUGACCUUUGAGAUGAGUCAUGAGACCUUGUACUUAGCAGUGAAGCUGAUAGAUCUCUAUCUUAUGGAGGUAAUAUGCAGAAAGGAAAAGCUACAACUCCUUGGUUCUACAGCUUUUCUUGUUGCAGCAAAAUUUGAGGAACCCAAGCCACCUUGUAUGGAGGACUUCCUGUACGUCUGCGAUGAUAUGUAUUCACGACAUGAGAUGAUUAACAUGGAAAUUAAAGUUCUGCAAACCCUCGACUUUGAUAUCAACAUUCCCAUUGCCUAUCAUUUUCUGCAUGCCUAUGCUAAGUUUGUUCCUACUAACAAGCAGACCGUGACCUUGUCCCACUUCAUCUGUGAGUUGACACUGCAGAACUAUGCCUUUAUCGAGGCGAAGGCUUCCAAGCUUGCUGCUGCCUCCUAUCUCCUAUCCCUCUAUAUAAAUAAUCUCAAAAAUAAGGCUCCUGCCUUAGAGACAUGCAGUGGCUACAAGAUUUCUGAGCUUUACUCCUUGGUCUUACAAUUGAACAUUCUGUUGUCUUUGAGUCCUACUGAGGACCUCAAGAGUAUAAAGUUGAAGUAUUCUCACAAGGUCUUUUUCCACGUUGCCAGAACACCUCCCAUGAACUUAUUGUGGCUGGAAAAGCUUAUGAAAAAUGAAUAAUUCUGAGAUUGAUUCCAAAGCUGAGGAUCCGGUUCUCCCAACUGCAUCCC
Molecule: messenger RNA, 2930 nt
Organism: Sorex araneus (European shrew)
Lineage: Eukaryota; Metazoa; Chordata; Mammalia; Eulipotyphla; Soricidae
Gene: CCNB3
Product: cyclin B3
Exons: 8
Coding region: 1-2880 (959 amino acids)
Biological process (GO): mitotic cell cycle phase transition; regulation of cyclin-dependent protein serine/threonine kinase activity
Cellular component (GO): centrosome; nucleus; cyclin-dependent protein kinase holoenzyme complex
Molecular function (GO): cyclin-dependent protein serine/threonine kinase regulator activity
Source: RefSeq, a predicted model, not a curated record